UUAUAGAUUGAAUAAGCUGACCUACAUGCACGUGACCGCAUACCUACACAUCCGAUGGUUGCAAGAUGCCGCGUAUGUUUUUUUCUUCAGCUUUCAGUAUCAUCAGCACACCAAUCUUUUUGGUCGAGCAAGUUAAUUCAUGUAUCCUUUCCGCAGCAUUCUCUAAUUGCCAUAACAUUUACUCCACUUGCAAUGUUCAUUCCGGCGUGCCCGAGCUCGCACGUUCCUCAGGAACAUCCAUCCGUGAAAACCGAGCACUACCAUUUACAUCUGAAGCGCCCUAUGCUGUCACCAUCUCUAAUCUCGACGCUAGACAGCACGAUGCAGCUACUUUUGUCGUGGCAUUGUGAUAUCACGGUUCAACGUUCAACAUGUCACGGUAGAUGAUCAAUCGGACUACUUCCAUUUGAUCUCUUUGAUAGGUCUAGACACACAUGUUGUCAAGUCGUGUCUUUUAUUAAUCAACCGUUUUUACUUUGCUCCCCGUGAUUCCUCUUCCCCUUUUUUGCAGAAUCCAUUUC
Molecule: messenger RNA, 521 nt
Organism: Suillus bovinus
Lineage: Eukaryota; Fungi; Basidiomycota; Agaricomycetes; Boletales; Suillaceae
Exons: 1
Coding region: 55-387 (110 amino acids)
Source: RefSeq, a predicted model, not a curated record